CACGUGACAUGGACAACACAGUUCAACCUUUGAGGUUGAAGUGAAGUUGAGACAUUUCUUUGCUCUGACAGGGCAGUGAGAGGAGACCCAGGCAAUGGAUGGAUUUCCUGUGAGGAUUACAGAGGCGGUGUGUUUUGGGGCCAGCCUUGCCCUCUCAGGCAUCUGCUACUAUCUGUACAGGAAGAGCCGGACGACAGUAGAUAAGCUUGAUGAAGCCCCACGUUUCACCAUAGAUGGGAAACUCAAAGACAUUUUGAAAGUAACUCCGGGAGCGUGUCUACAGUAUGCUGUCAUCGAAGGUGCUGUGCAACCAAUAGGAGAGCCUCUGACGAGUCACUUCCAAAAAGAAACUGUCGGAGUGUUGCAGAAAUUCAUGUUGAGAGAACACAGGCUGGUGUGGAAUGGCCUUUCAAGCACUUGGACAGACAGUGAGCGAGUCUUGCACCAAAGAGUGAAUGCAGUGCCCUUUGUGAUAAUGGGAUCUGAUGAGACUGCAGUCAGAGUCCUGUGUCCUCUACAGGCAUCUGGAAUGCACAUGGAGAUUACCCAUGAGAAGUUUCACCAGGUCAAUUACGGCUUGGGUGACAUCGUGGGACAAUACCUCAGCGGGGAGAAGCUCAAAGGGCAACUGGAGAUCGAGGAAAUGCUCAAAGUGGGUACAACCCUCACAGGUGUAGGUGAGUUGAUACUGGACACAGAUGGCACCCUGAAUCUUCGACCACCUUCUAAUAAUGCACAGUACUUCCUGAGCAUCAUGGACUUUGACACCCUGCGACGAGAUCAACAAACUGAAGCUGUUUGGUGGAAGGUGCUGACCAUUGCCUCUGCUUUGGCCGGUGCCAUGGUCCUCCUCUGGGUCGGGCGGCGUUACUACUACCACCUUAAAGUGCGGCGGGAGCGGGAGCAGGAGAGGAGGGAAUUUGAGAGACUGCUGGCUGAAGCCCAAAGAGCUCCUGCGGCUGUAGCGGGCCCCGAGGCCCUUCAAGACAUGGCAGAGGAUCACGUAGAGAAUCCUUGUGUGAUUUGCCUCUGUCGGCCACGUAACUGUAUUCUGUUGGACUGUGGGCAUGUGUGCUGCUGCCACACCUGCUACCAGGCUCUUCCACACAGCCGAUGCCCCAUUUGUAGACAGAACAUCAGCAGAGUGGUACCUCUCUACCGUGUAUGAAGCAACUGUGUGACCAUGUGACCUCACUGGAACUGAAUCGUCAUACAAACUGUAUCAGCUUUACACCUCAAAAGGUAUAAACUGCUGCACUUAGACCUAUAAAAGGCAAAAGUAACUUAAAAUCUAAAUACUGUCAAGAACAAAGAUUUGCUUUUAAGAACACUGUAUGUAUUGAUAAAAUGUGAAUUACAAGGAUGUUGUGCAAAGGCUUUGUUCACUACAGAGUUUCAGUGUGGUACUUUUAUCUGAAAUUGUUAAGAGAUUCAGGAAAAUGAAGUAAUUGAGAAAAGGGUGCAAAUUUAUGCAAUAGAAAUAUUUAUUUUCAUACAUGUUUGUUAUGUGCCUUAUUCUGGUUAUUUAUAUGACUGCUGCUGUCUCAGAGUGAUUGAACUGUAUAUAUCUGAAUAACUUUAGUCUGGUCAUGAGGAGCUAAGCUUUUGUUCCAUCCAGUUUCAGUUACAUAUUUGAGUUACAAGCAGUUACUGAAACAAAAAUACAUCUAGUGCCAAGACAGUAAAGGUGUAAUUAAUACACUACAGAUAGGCCAGAGUGUGAAAAAUGUUGGUUUGUUCAGUAAAGCAUCACUCU
Messenger RNA from Toxotes jaculatrix (banded archerfish), 1756 nucleotides. It is a transcript of the gene mul2, whose product is annotated as mitochondrial E3 ubiquitin protein ligase 1a. The coding region runs from base 95 to 1168 and encodes 357 amino acids. Gene Ontology annotation, biological process: organelle organization; protein ubiquitination. Gene Ontology annotation, molecular function: ubiquitin-protein transferase activity. The record is from RefSeq and is a predicted model, not a curated record. NCBI's taxonomy places the organism in Eukaryota, Metazoa, Chordata, Actinopteri, Toxotidae. The transcript has 6 exons.